AUGCUGGCCACUCGCAGCCUCUUUGCGGGGCGUACCGUCGUUAGCAGCCGCAGCGUGGUGGCGGUCGCCCCUCGGAGGGGCGCCCUGGUGGUGGAGAACGCGCACAAGAAGGGUGCGGGCUCCACCAAGAACGGCCGCGACUCCAAGUCGAAGCGCAGGGGUGUGAAGGCGUACGGAAACCAGCCAAUCAAGGCCGGUGGUAUCAUCGUGAGGCAGCUGGGCUCCACGUGGCACGCGGGCGAGAACGUGGGUGUGGGCAAGGACUACACCCUGUUCUCCACCAUUGACGGCAUCGUGGUGUACCAGAAGAAGGCUGAUCGCUCCAAGGUGUCUGUGUUCCCCCUGGAGUCCGUCAAGGGCCAGGCAGCGGCGACAGCGACCCACACCACCGAGGCCAAGGCCGACGUGGGCAGCCGUAAGGAGAGGCGGCGCGCGACCUACAAGCCCCGCGGCAGCAGCAGCGCAGAGCCGGUGGCGACCGUGGCUGUGGUGGCGGCCAGCACCCAGCCGUGA
This is a messenger RNA of Monoraphidium neglectum, 513 nucleotides long. RefSeq names its product 50S ribosomal protein L27. Gene Ontology annotation, molecular function: structural constituent of ribosome. Gene Ontology annotation, biological process: translation. The record is from RefSeq and is a predicted model, not a curated record. The transcript is spliced from 3 exons. NCBI's taxonomy places the organism in Eukaryota, Viridiplantae, Chlorophyta, Chlorophyceae, Sphaeropleales, Selenastraceae. The coding region runs from base 1 to 513 and encodes 170 amino acids. Gene Ontology annotation, cellular component: ribosome.